Paramecium sonneborni is the source of this 1452-nucleotide messenger RNA. Lineage: Eukaryota; Ciliophora; Oligohymenophorea; Peniculida; Parameciidae. The record is from the annotation of a GenBank genome assembly.
AUGUUGAUUUUAUACUUCAUUUAUCAAUUUGUAAAUUGUUAUUAGGAAAUAACAAUUUAAAAUACUAAGGGACUAAAAUAAUUAAAUUUAGAAUUCUAAAAAGAAGAAACUAUAGUUUUUGAAGCGAAAUUUAAUUAAUUUCAAGUAAGCAUACUGUUGAUUUGUGACUAAGCUCCUGACUUUAAGGAAUUUGAGCAGAUUUAUAAUGAUGAAAAGUAUUAUCAUUUAUAUGAAGCUUUGGAUGUAUAAGCGAUUGGAAUGCGUUUGAUUUUUCUGAAAACUCUUAAAAUUUAAUGCUAAUUCGAAAUUCAACUUAGAAUCUUAAUUCAUAUUCUCAAAAUGUGAAAUAUACUAAUAGGAAUUCUAUUUAUAUAGGAAUAUUUUCCUAAAAGUAUGAUAUCAUAACUACAUACGUUUAUAAUAAAUAAUCUAACGAUUGUAUAAUGUAAUUUUCUUAAUUAUUACAUAGGAAUUGCAAGUAUGAUGGAAUAUGCAAAUCAAACAGUUGUCAAUGUAAAGAAGGGUAUUUUGGUUAUGAUUGUAAAUACUAAGGUUCGAAUAUUUUAAAUGAAGAAUAUUUAAUGAGAUUAAACUAUUAUUAUGUAGAUUUAGAAUAAUUCAAGGAUUCUAAUUUUUCUAUAAAGUUUAAAAAGAAUGGUAAAUAUAGUUAUUAAUGUCUUUCAAUAAAUCCAUAUUUAAAAUAGACUAAUAUAGUUGAUAGAGAUAGUAUUUUGAUAUCAACAGAACAAAUUAAUAAAUGUUUACAAUAAGUAUAAUAAUUGGGAGUAUCCAAAUAUUACAUUAUUUAAGUUUAUUAAGAAGACUUGCUUUACAUUCUAAAAUAGGAAAGUGAAAACUCAAAUGAUCAAAAAACAAUAUUAAUUGCUAUUUUAUCUACUUGUCUCUCAAUAUUAUGUUGCAUAUUCUUUUGUAUUUUCCGUUGUUAUAAGUCUAACAGGAUAAUAUAAAACGCAAAUUUAAAUUAAAAUAGAAUAUUAAUAAAUUUAUAAACUAAUAAAGCAAAUCCUAAUUUUACUUAAGAAAUAGCUUCAUUAAUUCCAUCAAUAGAAUAUUAAGCUAUUUUUAAGAAAUAUCCUUAAAUAAGAGAUUAUAAAGAAUGUGCAAUUUGUUUGGAUAAUUUUAAACAAGAAUAGAUAGUUCGAGUAACAUAUUGCUAACAUGUUUUUCACAUCAAAUGUUUAGAUGCUUGGAUGAAAAAGAAUUAAGUAAGAAAGUUGAAUAUAAAAGAAUUGUCCAAUAUGUAGAUCUGUUUAAGAUAGAAAUACAAUUAAGUUAUAAGAAAAACUAUAAACUGUCAUCUCUUAAAAUACUGAAUUUAACCCAGAUACUUUAACUUCAAAGUAACCGAUUUCAAGAUUAUAUGGAGAAACUCCGAUGUUAACCAAUAAUCGAUCAGUUGGAUCUUCAAAACUUAUAUAGAGUAAUAUAUGA